This is a messenger RNA of Oryzias latipes (Japanese medaka), 4355 nucleotides long. RefSeq names its product armadillo repeat containing 2 (gene armc2). Lineage: Eukaryota; Metazoa; Chordata; Actinopteri; Beloniformes; Adrianichthyidae. Gene Ontology annotation, biological process: sperm axoneme assembly; cilium organization. The record is from RefSeq and is a predicted model, not a curated record. Gene Ontology annotation, molecular function: protein binding.
CGUGCACCUGAUAGUGGUGGGAACUACGCAUGCGCUUGUUGCCCCUUCUGGUUAAACUUUUAGACUUUAAGUAACCAGAAAAUGUAGAUUGGCUUGUUUUGUAUUCAUGUUUUGCUGUUAUUAUCGUGAACUUGCACACGGAGAGACUCUCAUCUCUUCUAUGACGCAGGAGGAGCGUGAAGAAGGACCGGAACCCCUGCCAUGGAGCUGAAGCACCAGAUUCGUUGCCCUUUCAUCUCACACUCCAACAUGUCAAAGAAAACAUGUUCAGAGAUCAUCCGGGAAGCCAGGCAGUCACUGCGGGUCCAGUCUACCCAGAGACCCUUCACUCCAAAGGAGAGCCACAGGCAGCUCUUUGGAGCAAACUCUGUUCGAGCAGGACAUGACAAUAGACCAUCCUCUACAUUCAGUGUGUGUGCUCGGAACUUUGAUGCUUCAAACUCCAGACCGGCUUCAGGAAAUCGUCUUCCUCCUCUGAAUCAUAAACCCACAUUUCCAGUGCCCAGUGUUGCUGAAACUGUUCCCAAACCCCCACUGGAGGCCAGGAGAGGGCUUGCAGGAGCUCGGGUGGCCGUCCUUAAAGCUGGAGCUGUUCCCACUUUGCAGCCUUUACAAACACACACAAAAAAUGAUAAAUCCAGACUGAAUUCAGGUUCAGAUCCAAAGCCCCUGCCAGCUAGGCGUACCACACCUCACAGAGGUCCAGUUAAACCUGGGACUCACAGACCGGCAAGCGAUAGCUCUAAAACAGUGCAGCCCGUUGGAGACAAAACCACAGAGCAAAGCCAUCACAAAACAGGUCUUAAUGAUGGAAACUCAAGCACAGAGGAUGCAGAUGCGUUGAUGUUUAAAAAUAAGGUUAUUCUUCUCCUCCAAGAGCUGGAAAGUGAGGCUGCAGGCAGUUCAACGGCCUCCUUGACGCACCUGUGUGAGCUGUGUGAGCGUCUCCACGGUACCCUGAGCGAGGCCCGCAUGCUCGGUCGGCACUGUAAGACGAGGUCAGAGAUCCUACGAAUCUUGUUCCGUCUCAUUGAUCUCCGGUCAGCUCAGCUCAGCCUGCACAUCGCCAAGCUCUGCCUUGCUCUCUCUGUCAGUGGAAACAAUCUGCUCAACAUCUGUAAACUCAUCUACAAGAUUAGCCGCAGUGAAAGCAAUGAUAUCCUCUUCAGACACACGUCUAUCAUCGAACUGCUACUGGGCGUGCUGAACACUGAAGAUGUGUGUUUGUCAGGAGAAGCGUUGCUGUACUGCGUUGCCACUUUCAAAUUUCUCUCUGGAAACACGUCGGUCCUCAAAGUCUUGCUUGACCAGAACUUUGUUGCUGUGGUUCAGACGCUCAUCUACAAGCUCUGCAAGGCAGAGGAGGUCAACCUCACAACUGCAGGACACAUCCUUGUACAGCUGACGGCCACUUUGAGGAAUCUUGCAGAUCACCCUGAGGCCCGAACGCUCUUUAUCUCCAUUUCAAUUCUGCCCACUCUCUGCAUGGUGCUGAGUCUGCACUGGGACGAUCAGGAUGUCUGCACUAACAUCUCCAGAAUUUUCAGUAAACUCUCAUCUUACUCUGAGUGCUGUCUCGCUCUGGCUCAAAUCCCUGAAUCCUACCCAACGACUUUAGAAGUGCUGAGCAAACACCCCCAAAAGCAGGACCUCGUCGUGCGGCUUCUCUUCACCCUCGGGAACCUCACAGCCAAAAGCAGCGAGUCCCGGCAGCAGCUCUACGAGUGCGACGGCUGCAUGGACACUGUCAUCCAGCUAUACAACAUCUACCAGAGGAGAGACCAGUUGGCCCCGCAGAAAGAUCCUGAUGCCCCUUCCAUCAGUCUGAAGGAAGCCGAUGAUGUGCUGGUGAAACUGGUCAGGCUGCUGGCGAACAUGAGCAUCCACCCAGCUGUCGGACCUUUGCUCGCCGCAAACACGGCCUGCAUUCAUCUUCUGAUGGAGACGCUGGAGCUGAGAUCUAUGCAGGAGAGCGAGGAGCUGCUGGUGAAGGUGGCUGCCACCAUCAACAACCUGUCAUUCUAUCUAGAAGAAAGCUCAGAGAUCAGAUGCAAUCAUCUCACCACAGCAAAGUUGAUGCUGAAGCUGAUGCUGAGUUCCAGCAUGGAUGCCACGCUGGAGGCCACUCGCAUUUUUGGCAACCUGUCGCAUCACAAGGAUGUCCGGGACUUUAUCAUGCAAAACAAAGUGCACCGGUUUGUGGUGACUCUGCUCGACUCCGGGAGUGCUGAGAUGUGCUUUUCUGCCUGCGGGGUCCUGACUAACCUGGCUCUGGACCCCCUCAACAGGGUCCGUCUGGCGUCAGAGGGAGCAUUAGCCAAGCUGGUGGACUGCCUGGGAGAUUUUGGACCAUGUGACUGGCAGCUAGCAGGCCAGGCAUGCCGGGCUGUGUGGAAUCUGACUGGUGGGGGUUCAGAAGAGCUGUUAGACACCCAAGAAAGAGAAAUGCUGCUUAGGAUUCUCACCACAUACUUAGAUGAAGGCGGUCUGGAGAAGAUUGAAAAGGAAGUUAAAAUGGAACCCCACAGUGCAUGCUGGGAGUUAGAGUUCCUCCCUAUUGCUGAAGAACUGAUGAAGGCACUGCAGGGUCCGGACCUCACAGCUGAACAUACUCCAUGUUUUUAACUGCAUUAUAGAAGCAGUCAUUCUUUAUCUUUAAGGAAUCAAUUGUGUGCUGUUUUUGAACGUGAACAGACAUUAAAUGGAAACUCCUCAUCACCUCCUGAAUAUAAAUAUCAGGUAAAUGUCUUCUAUACAACAAAUUAAACAAACUGUAACAAGGAGACUGAAUGCGUUUAAGUAUUAAUUAAGAAAAAAAAAACGUUAACACUUUAUAAAAAGGGUCCCUUUCUUAAUGUUGGUUAGUUCACUACUGCAUCAAGUAAUAAUGUAAAGUAAUGCAAAACACUAUAUUUAAUAUUUAGUCAAUGUAUAACAGAAGCAUUAGCCAUCAAUUUUUCUAAGUCUGUUUUGUCCCGUUCAGGGUCACAGGGCUGCUGCAGCCUAACCCCGCCACUCGUGGCCGAAAGUGGGGGACACCCUUGACAGGUCGCCAGUCGCAGCGCCACAAUCAUACCCACCUGGGGACAAUUUAGAGUAACCAAUUAACCUAUAAAGCAUGUUUAGCUGGAACAAAACCCAUGCAUGCACUGAGAAAGCGUGCAAACUCCACACAGAAAGGUCUGCACUAGUGAUUCUGUUCCAGGUACCCCAGUCAGGACUUAAACCAGGGCCCUCUUGCUGUGGGGCAAGAGCGCCAACCACUGCCCCACCAAAAACAAACAUUAACAUCAACAAAGGGACCCUUAUUUAAAAAAAAAAGGAAAACUAUUGAUCAUAUUUUCUGGAUGAAACACAAAGUUAAACCUUGUUCUUAUGUUGCACUGGAGAGACACUUUUUUUACUGACCUGGAGUUCGCGUCUUCAAACUUUUACCGCCUUUGCUCGUGUAGAAUUUGAACUGGUGGACAGUUAAAUAGAAAAUAAAAAAAUUCUUGCUUCUUAAAGUGUUUAUUAUUACACAGAUAUGGGGCCAGGCAGUGCUUACAAGUUACACCAAGCAGCCAAAGUACAGCAUUUCAAAAAUCACAAUUGUAUUACAUUGAAACAAAUCAAAAACAGUACUUGAAGUUCACCCCCCCCUCCCCCCUCCCCCACUACCUCUUCUCCCAGUGCUCACACAGUAGUGACCUGUUGACACCCAGACAACAAAGGCUUUUAAAGCCACUGAAAAAGCUGUUGGCUGAUAAAUAGCGUCAUACUCCAUACAAAUAUGGCGAAGCCACUGAAACGUAAGGGGAAGGAAGGUUCCUGCUGGUGUUGUCUGACAGAGAUGAGCUCCUGUGGCCUUGAUGGGAGAACACUGUGAAGAUGAGGUCAUCAGCCUCAGCUGGUGAGUUAAAAUGAUGGUCAGGAGCAAAGAGAUGGAACACUGACUGCACUUUGACCAUAGACUGUUAACCUGCUUCUCAAUGGGUCAUACAGUGACAUAAAACUCAGAUUUGUAUGCCGGUAAGUCCCUGAUCCUUUCCCCUGAGCUCAGCUUAUUGUAACUUCAGCUUUUAUCUAACAGCUGAAUGAACUUUGAACCAUUUUAUAGAGUAAAACUCCAAACUUUUAAAUGAGUCAUCCGUCAUUACUUUGACAAGUUAACUCAUUUCUUUGCUGAAGAGUAACAACGACAGGAUGGACACUAAUUGUGCUUCAGGUCUUCGCAUCCCAGAUUUUCUCAAACUCUUUUAGGAGAAAACUAUCAAUGAUACACAACAAUGCAGUCUUAUUGUUUAUUUCUUUUCUGAAAUUUUUCAUAUAAAAAGUGUAUCUGACAUCAGUCAGAGGCUUUAAAAAAAAAAAAA